UUUUUCCUAGUGCUAUGGUGAAGAGGCUUUUCAGGUAAAAAUAAAAAAUAAAAAUGGCUGACUUACCUCAGUAUGACUUUAAUGAAAAGCCAUCUUCUUCAUCAUCAUCCAAUAAGAUGCCAUUGUUUACACUAUUGGCAAGGGUGGUAACCUUAGCCUCUUGUGUAAUUUCAUUAAUUGUGUUGCAGAAUAAUGAAAUUACUUGGAUGUACAAUGGUAUGGAAGGUGGGAGAUUUAACUACGAGGGUUACAGUUCUUACAGGUACAUGUUUGGUGUACUGGUAGCAGGAAUUGUUUACACUAUAUUGCAUAUUCCCUUUGCAGCAUAUCACCUGGUAGCAAAGAAACGUCUCGUAGACCACCAGGGCUUUCGCAUGUUUGAAUUUUUUGGUGACAAGAUUAUAUUAGCGGGAUUGGCAACUGGAGCUGGAGCAGCACUAGGUGCAACAGUGGAAUUAUCAAAAGCUCAAUUCCCAGACUAUUUUUCAAAACAGAUGCAUAACUUCUUGUCGGUGAUGUAUGCCCCUAGUCCACUUCAUGUAGCUGCAUUUGUUAGCUCUGGAAUUUCGUCUGUCCUCUCAUCUUCGAAUCUCCACAAGACUGAUGAAGACUAAAAACAAGUAGAUGAUCUUUUCACGACAAAUUAAAGAAAUUCAAAAUAUUGUACCCAAAUUUUGGGGUGUUGUAUGUUACUCUUAAUUUGUUGUCUGGAUAUCUUCAUAUCUUAGGUUUACUAGUGAAAUUAGUUAGUAAUUUUUGUGGAGAAUAUCAACUCAGCUUUAUGUGGUCUGUAAGUUGGAAGAUUUUAGUUUAUGUUUCUUUGUACUACUGGUCGAGAUUCAAAUUCUCAUAUGCAAUAUAUGUCAUAGAUUCUCAUGGUCCUUGUGUUAUGGAUCUUAUGGUCAUGGGCCUCACGGUCAUAGCCCAAACCCAUGUCAUGUAUUAUC
Messenger RNA from Nicotiana attenuata, 947 nucleotides. Its product is annotated as CASP-like protein PIMP1. The coding region runs from base 54 to 614 and encodes 186 amino acids. Lineage: Eukaryota; Viridiplantae; Streptophyta; Magnoliopsida; Solanales; Solanaceae. The record is from RefSeq and is a predicted model, not a curated record. The transcript has 3 exons.